Messenger RNA from Pogoniulus pusillus (Red-fronted tinkerbird), 1137 nucleotides. RefSeq names its product POU class 2 homeobox associating factor 2 (gene POU2AF2). Bases 1 to 861 code for a protein of 286 amino acids. The transcript is spliced from 4 exons. The record is from RefSeq and is a predicted model, not a curated record. Gene Ontology annotation, molecular function: POU domain binding; DNA binding. NCBI's taxonomy places the organism in Eukaryota, Metazoa, Chordata, Aves, Piciformes, Lybiidae.
AUGGAAACAGUGCCUACAGACUUUGGCAAGAGAGUCUACCAGGGAGUGAGAGUGAAGCACACAGUCAAGGACCUGCUUGCUGAGAAACGAUCCAGGCAGAGCAGCGGCUCCCGCUUCAGCGUGCUGCUGCUUUGGUUUCCCUUUAGCCAACCCUCUUCUCUGCCCACCACAGGCUCACCUCCCACAGCUGGUUACUACAGCAUCAGGAGACCCUUCCCAGCUGAGUUGGAUUUCUCCAACACGAAGCAGUUUGUCAGCGAUGUCUGCUCGUCCCCUCUAGGGUCCAAGACCUUCUCGUGUGACUCCUCAGCCACUCAGGGCUACUCAGCACUUCUGGACCCUUAUCUCACCGACCACUAUGCAGCUCCCCUCUCAGCUGGUACCAGCUCCUUCUUCAGCCCUUCUUCUGUGCCCCCUCUCCUGCCAUCCUUCCCCAAUGACACAGCGCACUUCCUACUCAGAGAACCCUGGGAGCAGACCUCAGCAGACAGCCUCAGCCAGUCAGACAGUGCCUGCCCAGAUCCCCUGCAAGCAUUGCCUGCCAGUGCCAGCUGCCUUUCCUCGCACGACUCUGGAGGUGUUGCCCCAUACCGAAGCUCAGGUUGGAGCCAAACCAUUCCUGGAGCCCAGCCUUACCCUCUGCACCCUCUUGAAGAUGCCCACUACUCUCCCAGCUAUGCUGCCACCUCCCCCUACUCCUUCCCACCGUUCAUGACUGUAGCAAAUGAGCUUACCUCCAGGCUGAGCCACCUCUCACCAGAGCAGUCCUUGGAGACACCACCCCUUCAUGAUAGCUCUGCCUGGGCCAAAGAGGAUGGAAGUCCCAUCUGGGGGACUUAUGAAGGGAGGAGAACUUAUUGAUGAGAGAGAAUAGCUGGAGGAAAGGGUGGGGAAAAAAUGGUCAUAAUUGAAGCAAAUGAAUUACUUGUGUGCUUUUCCCUGAAGCUGCUCCAUCAAGCAGGGGAUGCUAACAACCUGUGAUGCUUUGUGCUCUGUUUAGAAAUACAAUCACUUGGAUGUAGCACAUUUAGCUUCCAGUGGUGCCUUCUAGUGCUUUAGGGCAGUCAUUGCUCACAGUCCCACUGUGCUACCAAGUUAAACAUCCAGCCUGGAGAGCACUGUAGGCCUGCCCUACAA